AUGCCGCCUCGCGGCAAGAAGGCGGUCUGCGUCCUCUGCGGCACCUGUCGGAGCAACCUCCCGGCGUCGUGGACACAGCACGACUGCCUCGCGUACUGCGCCGCCUGCUGGGACAGCGUGCGAUGCACAGACUGCAGCCGCAGCGACCCCAAGGGCACCGUGCUGCGUGGACGGUGGACGUGCCGUGCCUGCCAGCACAAGCACAAGGCGAGCAGGCCCGGCGACGUCACCGAGACGUGCCACCGCCUGAUCAUCGAGGACGGCAACGGGGAGCCCCUGGGCGAGGAGGCGCGGCCCUGCGGCGCCGGAGCCGCGUUCCCGGCCUCCAGCGGGCCGGAGGGCGAGGACAGCGACGGCGACCUCGACGGGCUCGCGCCCCUGCCUUCGCACCCCCGCGGGCAGCGGGCGGGCCCCACCGAGGCCGCCCGGGAGGCGGGCCACGUGGUGCUCCUGCUGGACGCCUCGGGCAGCAUGCGCACCGAGGACGUGGAGGCCGAUGACGCGGAGGCCCCUGGCGGGCAGGCCUCGCGGCUGCACGCGGCGCUCCGGUGCGCGGCGGAGUUCGCCGUGGGCCACGCGCAGGCGCGGCCGCUGGACGCCUUCUCGUGCGCGGUCUUCGGCGAGAGUGCGGAGGUCAUUGCCGAAGCCGUUGAUGCCGACGGCCUGAAGCUCGCGCUGGGCGCCGUGGCCAUCCGCGGCGUGGGCGGCACCUUCUACGCCGAGGGCCUCCGCGCCGCGGCGCGCCUGCUCGCGCUGCGGCCUGGGGCCCCGGCGCACGUCGUCGUGCUGUCCGACGGGCGCCCCGCCGACACGAAGAAGGCGCUCGAGCUGUUUCAGAGGGACUUCGUGCCGGGCCCGCGAGUCCAUGGGAUUGCCUUCGGGUCUACCGUGGAGAGCUUCGCGGCCCUGCAGCAGCUCGCCUGCAUCAGCGGCGGGUCGUUCUCGAUGUCGGGGCGCAGCAUCCGGGCCCUCUGCACCGCGUUCUCCUCCGUCUCGUCCACGAUCACCUCGAUCGGCAGCGGCGUUUCCUUCGAGGUUGUCGGCUCGCAGCACCGGCACGCCACCCGGAAGGUCGACUUCGAGCUGCCAGAGGUCGGUGUCUUCGGCAAGCGCGGUGUCCUGCGGUUCAGGGCGGCGCGCUCCUCAUUCAGGUACGACGGCGCCGAGUUCCACGAGCAGCGCUGGGACGCCAGCGACGUGGCGAGGCGAGAGAAGCCGUACAUGCGCGGCGGGAUGAGGCUCGUCUAUGGGUUCCAGGACGCAGAGGUGGUCAAGGACACGGACAGCUGGAUGGUGGCCAAGGGCUCACGCUUCCGCGACGCGGCGCUCAACGACCGCAGGACGGUCGAGGCGCACGCGAAGUCAACAGCAGUGGCGCGGUUCUUCGCUGCGCGGUUCAACGAGGCCACCUGGUCCGAUCGGAGCGCCGGGGAGCUGCCGACGCUGUUCUUCGUGCCGUGCUUUGUCUACGACGUCGAGGGCGAGCCCCUGGGCGAGGAGGCGCGGCACUUCUGCGCGGAGCGCUACCUGCCAGGCGUGUUCCUGAAGUACAACUCGAACAACGGCUGGGUCCACGACGGUCCCGUGCGCCACCAGGACGCCGUCCAGGCCUUCCUCCAUUUCUCCUACGCCGCGACCGGCGGCAGGAUGAUGGUGGCAGACCUGCAGGGGGUCGCCCGCCCGGCGGAGGUCCUGCUGACGGAUCCUCAGGUCCUCUCGCUGGAGGCCGCCUUCGGGCCCGGCGACCUCGGCGCCCCCGGCAUGCGCGCGUGCCUGGCGGCCCACCGGUGCGGCCCGUCCUGCCGGCGCCUCGGGCUGCAGCCGCCGAGCAGCGCGGCGCUGCGCCGGCUGGGCGCCGCGCAGCCCGGCGGCGGGGCGCCUUCGCGGAGCGCCAGGCUGGCCUCGGGCUGCUCCUCGAGGGCACCCUCGGCGUCGAGCAGCGGCUGGGAGAAGCUCAGCGAGGACCAGGCGGGACUUGCGGAGGGCUUCGCCGUCGUGGACAAGGCAUCCCUCAGCAGCGGCUCGUCGCUGUCCUCGUGGAUCGUCGCCGCCACGUGA
Molecule: messenger RNA, 2058 nt
Organism: Prorocentrum cordatum
Lineage: Eukaryota; Dinophyceae; Prorocentrales; Prorocentraceae
Source: the annotation of a GenBank genome assembly